AUGACACAAUCUGGAGGGACGGAGAUUCCUGGUAUCGCCAAACUAACGUGGCCGACCGGCCGUGGAAGCAAGAGAAGCAGAAAACAAGCUUGCAUCAAACCGGGCAGGCCAUUGAUAUCGAUGACCUUCCCCACCGACAUUGGCAGUGAUAACAUGCAACUCGUGUAUGAUAUCUUGAAGGACCAUAACAUCGUAUUCAAGGAUGAUCAAAAAGUUGAAAGACGGUAUCAGCGUCCAACUCCUGUCUGGGACUGGAUCGACACCAGCGCAGCUGAAUACAACAAAGCGUCCUCAGAUACUGACUCCAUUGGUUGGUUUGAGGAUAUGUUGACCUUGGACUCUCGUCAGAUUCAUCUUCCGUUUUCCGUGCGGUACCAACUUGAGGUCUGCAUUUCGCAGAACAUCCUCUCAGAGUUCACAAUGACCCGUGAAUUUUUACUGAGGUUACUGAGAAUGAGAGAAGCAGCAGCAACACAGCUCCUUGAACAGGUUGCCACCUGCAAGCGCGCGUAUGCUGAUCCCAUGGAUAUUUUCAGCAUUACGUAUGCAAAAGGCGUCACCAACUCGAAAAUCCCGGCAUAUUGUUGCUUCAUGCGAACUGCUCGGAUCACCCCAACCACGAUUUACUACAACACUCCGACAGUUGACAUUUCCAACCGGGUGACUCGACGCUAUCGCGAACAUGCUGACCGCUUCCUUCGAGUACGAUUCACAGAUGAGAAAUCUAGAGGACGCAUCAUGCCCACACCCACAAGCAGCGAUGAUGAAAUAUUCACUCGAGGAGACCGCCACUAUGAGUUCCUUGCCUUUGGGAACUCCCAAUUUCGUGAACACGGGGCAUAUUUCUUUGCAUCAACGCCGCAUUUAAAAGCGUCUCAGAUUCGUGGAUGGAUGGGCCAGUUCAGUCACAUCAAGAAUGUCGCAAGGCAUGCAGCUAGAAUAGGUCAAUGCUUCUCGACCACUCGUGCUGUCGUGGGCUGCCCUGUCGAAGUAAAGAAAUGUGAUGAGAUUUCUCGUAAUGGGCAGUGUUUUUCUGACGGGGUCGGCAAGAUCUCCAGGUUUCUUGCGCAGAUGACCACCGAGGAACUCAAAUUCCAAACCAUUGCUGGAAGAUAUCCGUGUGCAUUUCAGUUCCGGUUGGGAGGCUCCAAAGGCAUGCUGGUGGUCUCUGACGACCCUCAGCCUAAGGAGGUUCAUAUCCGCCCCAGCCAGGACAAGUUCCCGUCAGACCAUACUGGCCUGGAAAUCAUCCGUCAUUCUCAGUAUUCUCCGGCAUCCCUCAACCGCCAGCUGAUUCUCGUGCUCUCCUCACUGGGAAUUCCAGAUGCAAUAAUCUGCAAAAAGCUCAGAGGGAUGCUAGAAGAUCUUGAUGUGGCAAUGGAGAAUCAUCACGGUGCGAUAGAAACACUCAAUAAGCUCAUCGACCCCAACCAAAUCACCGCCUCUCUUGCUCAUGUACUUGAAUGCGGCUUUCGGCGAGAAAAGGAACCGUUCAUCAACUCUGUGGUCGCGUUAUGGAAGUCAUGGCACAUGAAGUCCGUCAAAGAGAAAGCAAGAAUUGUGAUCAACCAAGGCGCAUCUUUGCUCGGUUGCAUCGAUGAAAUAGGAGUAUUGAAAGGCCAUUUCGACAAAAAGAUUCCGAGGGGCAAUGCGUCCUAUGAUGAGAGAGUUGCGGCUCUCCCGGAGAUAUUUGUCCAAAUCGAUCUCAAACACAAAGACAGGGCCGACACAUUCCAAAUUAUCGAAGGCAUAUGCAUCGUCGCUCGAAACCCGUCUCUCCAUCCUGGUGAUAUUCGUGUGGUGCGGGCUGUGAAUCGACCUGAGCUGAAGAACCUUCACAAUGUAGUUGUGUUUCCACAGACAGGCGAUCAAGUUAUCACAAGCAUGUGCUCCGGUGGGGAUCUUGAUGGGGAUGACUACACCGUCAUAUGGGAUCAGGACCUUAUCCCCAAAGAUUGGUUCGUCAAACCCAUGAAAUACACCAGUCGAAAAGCCCCAGACUUUAACGGCAACGUGACGGUUAAUGAAAUCAUCUCAUUUUUUGUGACCUACAUGAAGAAUGACUCGCUUCCUCGAAUAGCCCAUGCCCACAUGGCUCUUGCUGAUCGACUUGAGAACGGCGUUCUCGAGAAGAAAUGUAUGCAGCUUGCACAGCUGCACUCAGACGCGGUAGACUAUAACAAAACAGGUGCUGUGGCCAUCAUGACCCGCGAUCUGGAACCCCGCUUGUGGCCUCACUUCAUGGAAAAGAAACACAAGCGGCCUGAGCAAAUUUACCACUCUGAGAAGAUCCUCGGCCAGCUGUAUGAUGCUGUCGAAGUGCCCGACUACGCACCGAAUCUCAGCCUCCCUUUCGACGAGAGAGUCCUAAACAGCCCCUAUGCCCCUGCAAGUUUGAAGUGGACCGAGCUUGCCACCCAGCUAAAAUCUGAGUAUGAUGCAGCCAUACGGCGUGUAAUGGCGCAGUAUGAGAUUCAAACAGAGUUCGAGGUCUGGUCCUCGUUUGUCCUCGGCCACAACCAGCUGUGUCGGGACUACAACCUUAGCGAAGAGCUCGGCCGAAAGAAUUCCAUAUUGCAAGACGGUGUCCGUCAACAAUGCUAUGAUAAGGUGGGGAGCCGAACAAUGGAGAGCAUGGCGCCCUUCGUCGUCGCAGCUUAUCGCGUCACAAGCGAAGAGGUUAAAGUAGCACUCCAAGAGGGGGCGAACAACAAAGGCCAGACUAAGUUUGACGAUGCGGAAUCAGUCGAUAGCGAAGACCUCGAUAGCUCUCCCCAGACUCCGCUGAUCAGCUUCCCCUGGAUAUUCAAAGAUAUCUUAUGCCAAAUAGUCCAAGGCCGCAUCAAAGUUCAAAACCCAGAUAACGCAGAGCUCGAUACUGGGAAGAUGUACAGCCAUGCUGAUGUCAUUGCUGUCCUUGACGAGCUUCAAAAGUCCCCCGAGAGCGGCGUCAUUGAAGAGGGCUCGAUUUGGAAGAAUGUGGCUGCUACUGGUGGCUCUGAUCCGGAAAGGGAUAGUGACCCGGGGAGUAAAGUCAGCGACAAAGAUCUACAUACAGGGGAGAGAAAUGACAUUGUGGAGGCUGAGGAUGUGUCGAAAACCAAUCUCCCUGCCGUGGAGAAGCUACUAAGUUUGAUCGGUGAAACAGAUGCGUGA
Molecule: messenger RNA, 3156 nt
Organism: Penicillium chermesinum
Lineage: Eukaryota; Fungi; Ascomycota; Eurotiomycetes; Eurotiales; Aspergillaceae
Product: RNA dependent RNA polymerase
Exons: 3
Coding region: 1-3156 (1051 amino acids)
Biological process (GO): siRNA processing
Cellular component (GO): nuclear RNA-directed RNA polymerase complex
Molecular function (GO): RNA-directed RNA polymerase activity
Source: RefSeq, a predicted model, not a curated record